UAUUUGUCGGCAGUGGAACGCAUACAUGUCUGGUAAAAAAAGUCCUUUGUCGGAGUACUCAGCCCUGAACCACAAAGAGCAGUUGAAGUUGAAUGAAUGAAUAUGUUGCAAUGAAUUUAAGCAACGAGGUCAAGAUUUUCUUUCCCUGCUUUCGUUUUUGAUUAAAGACAGUGAUGUACGAGCAGCACCUAAAAACUGCCGUUUCAUAACUUUUCCAAGAGGAAGUGGUAUGAGGCUAAAAAAGGGGUAAAGCAACUCAAAAGUGAGAAACCUUUGCAGUUGAGCAUCAUCCCUGGGGACCUGACCAUCAGUAACCUGUCUCUAGCAUUACAUAUUUACAGCAGGAAAGAUCAACUGUGCCAAAUGGAGCCUGUGGAACACAGGGUGAGUGAAAUUACUUGGGAGAUUGUCACGAUGAUACCUGAAAAGCCACCGCUCCAAUUAAUUUGGGACUAUUUGAGGACAAACCACAAAGAAAUGCUACGUUCACCUCUCUUUCCCAUUGUGGUCUCGGUGUCCACAUACUUCAUUACGUGUCUCUUCUACACAACUCUGGAUGGACUUUCCACAUUGGUUCCAGCAUUGAACCGCUACAGAAUACACCCAGACCAGCCUAUUAAGCUCAGUGGGGUCCUGAAGGCAGUGAUGCUCACCCUAUACAACCAUCUAGUGUUUGUCUUCCCAGCAUCAGUUGCCCAGUGGUAUUGGAGGCCACCGCUACCCUUGGAAGAAAGGGCACCCACCGCACUGGAGUUCACCCUCGGCAUACUGGGAUGUAUCCUCUUGUUUGACUUCCAAUACUACCUCUGGCAUUUGGCCCACCACAGAUCACAGUGGCUGUACGUUACCUUCCAUGCAAUCCAUCAUGAAUACUCUAAGCCCUUCUGCUGGGUCACCCAGUACAUGUCAGCUUGGGAACUGGCCAGUGUAGGAUUCUGGACUACAGUUGACCCGGUCCUUCUUCACUGCCACCAUCUUACCAGUACUGUUUUCAUGGUCUUCAACAUCUGGAUCUCUGUGGAUGCCCACAGUGGCUACGACUUCCCUUGGUCACUCCAGAACCUGAUCCCCUUUGGGCUGUGGGGGGGCUCUGUGAAACACGACGCUCACCACCGCUGUCCCACCACUCACUUCCAGCCCUACUUCUCCCACUGGGAUUGGCUCUGUGGUACAAAUUCUGGAAAUUUCAAGUCAUCAGCCAUUGCAAGAAAAAGGAAAAGAGACGCUUAAGGAUGUCUGCAGGCAAUAUUAAAAAGCUGCCAUCACCAGAUUUUGAACUCAGUUGCUUAGCUGUAUACUUCCGCCUGUUGUAAUGUAAGUAGUAAGAAGAUAUUAUUCAUUAUUAUUCAUAAUAACCUUAAUUAACCUUAACCUUAAUUCUGCCUAUCAAUGACAUCUUUUAAAACUGGACUAUUUUAGUUUUUUGCGUUUUUAAUUUAAAUUUUUGUGUUGCAUUUUGUUUUUUUUCAGUUGCUGUUUAUUCUAUGUUAAAUGUACCAUUUCAGCAUGUGUAUUUGAUAUGUUAAUGUUAUAUGAAAAUCACAAGGCAGCUUGCCUGCACGGAGUGUCAAA
Molecule: messenger RNA, 1572 nt
Organism: Brienomyrus brachyistius
Lineage: Eukaryota; Metazoa; Chordata; Actinopteri; Osteoglossiformes; Mormyridae
Product: cholesterol 25-hydroxylase-like protein 2
Exons: 1
Coding region: 364-1230 (288 amino acids)
Biological process (GO): sterol biosynthetic process; cholesterol metabolic process
Molecular function (GO): steroid hydroxylase activity; C-4 methylsterol oxidase activity; iron ion binding
Source: RefSeq, a predicted model, not a curated record